AGCAUAUAUAUAAAGGUCCUGCAGCUGUUUGAAACUACCCUCAAUUGCCAAGGCCAGAGCUGGGAUUAUGAAGAUCAAGUCAUCGUCGCUUAUUAGGCUGGUUGAAGUUAAACGAAUUGGACGUUGCAUGAGCAAGCUUGAAGGGUCAUAUAAUGGUAUCAAAUUGAAAGAAUCAGUAGAGGGCCGCGAUAAGAGGCAGCAGGAGGGCGAUGGACUACUUUGCUGGUUACCUCAUCCUCGUACAGGAAUAUACUGUCCCAAAGGCCGUGAAAGGGUGAUGGAUGACGUCCCAACUGAUGCAGCCUCCUUUGAUCGGACUUACUGGUUAAGGAACAGCGAGGGAGUUGAUAGACCAGAUCCACCUUAUAAUUUAAAAUUGGCAACAGUGAAUGAUUAAUGUUUUUAUGCUUGAUGCGUGCAAUAAGUUUGUAUGAGUCAAAUUAGCUAAAAUAAAUUAUGUUUCUUACAACAUCUGUUAGCCUAUGGAUGUUGGAUUAGGGGACCAAAAUUAUUAAUACGUAACUGUAAUUUAUAAUAUUUAUGUCUUGUCUAU
Molecule: messenger RNA, 553 nt
Organism: Olea europaea var. sylvestris
Lineage: Eukaryota; Viridiplantae; Streptophyta; Magnoliopsida; Lamiales; Oleaceae
Exons: 2
Coding region: 68-397 (109 amino acids)
Source: RefSeq, a predicted model, not a curated record